AUGGUUUCUCGUCGGGCCCGCAAGGGUAUAUCUCGCGGUGAGCGAGAUCGGAAGAAAGAACAAAAUAAGAACUUAGCUCAACCCUCUGCAGUACAGAAGAAGCUGCCAUCGAAGUCGAGAAGGGAUCGAAAGAAGGCAAUUCAACAAGCUUCAAAAUCUACCGCUGGAAAUCCGAAGGAAAUACACACAACUCCUCAACCUGGCGAUAUCUACAACGGGAUCCCAACCACGGCUAUUGAAAAGGUCUUCUCCUUAGCCCUUCAAUACCGACAUAUGAACCCCAGCAUAGAUGUCAUCACCAGCCUUAGCAAGACAAAACUAGACAGAGAUAUCGUCUCUUGCCUCAUAGAAUCGGCACUUCGACUUCUUCCUCCACCCACUACACCAGAAGGAAUCAAAAAGCAACAACAACUAUCUGAAAGAAAGAGAGAACUUGCUCAAAAAUCUGAGAAUGAAUUCAUCGACGCUCUUCGCAAAAAGGGUUACGAGUUCCUAACUGAGAAAGAGCAACAAAAGAAGGGAGAUAAGACCGGGGUAACUCCCGACGUCCGAUUUAAAGACCCUGUCAAUAUCUCUGGACAUGUUUGUUCUUGGCUGGAAUAUAAGAGCUUUUUCGGGUUUCGAAAAAAUCCUUUUGUAGCCACGAAAAAUAGGAAGCAGUUGAGGAAGUAUGCGAUGGAAAUCGGACCAGGUGCUGUCGUGUACAAAUUCGGGUAUGAGAUGGGGCAUUUGGAUAUGGAUGGAGUUAAGGCUUUUCGUGAGAGUGAUCUUUUGGCGUAA
Molecule: messenger RNA, 780 nt
Organism: Paecilomyces variotii
Lineage: Eukaryota; Fungi; Ascomycota; Eurotiomycetes; Eurotiales; Thermoascaceae
Exons: 2
Coding region: 1-780 (259 amino acids)
Source: RefSeq, a predicted model, not a curated record